AUGACCGGGCUGCUGGAUGAUGUCUAUUCGCGACGCCCAGGUCUCAAGAGGCUCAGUGUUAUUGGUUCUCAUGAUUGCGCAAGGGAGAUGCCUUCUGCUACUCGACUUCUUAACAUUGAUAGAAACUUGCUCAAGCUAGACCUCAAAGAUAAGGACGGGCGUCAAGUUCCGUCUGAGGAGGCGGAUGAUAGGUAUCGAGUGUUGGAGAAAAUACUGAAAGCGCAAUAUCUUUUCGAUAGACAUUUUGAAUUAUAUCGCAAAGAAAUAGAGGAAGAAGGAAACAAAAAUGCUAUCGAAUACUGGAAGAACGUCGAGGUAGUCGAUGUUUUAUGUUGUUGGCCUGAUGAAUCUCAGGAUGAAUCGAGUUUCUACAUUCCAGAGAUCGACUCCUAUGUGCGCUGCAACGAUGAUGGAUUCUUGGCGACCUUGCCAGAGAGUACGCCAGAUAAGUUGAUAAAGCUAAGGGAUACCCUCAAAUUAGUAGAGCUCGGAGAUGAGCAAUGGUUACACGAGCUACAUCAGGAAAUAUAUAGGCUUAGAUCGAAGCACAGUCAUACGGGUUUAUAA
Molecule: messenger RNA, 567 nt
Organism: Botrytis sinoallii
Lineage: Eukaryota; Fungi; Ascomycota; Leotiomycetes; Helotiales; Sclerotiniaceae
Exons: 1
Coding region: 1-567 (188 amino acids)
Source: RefSeq, a predicted model, not a curated record